AUGGAAAAAAAGUUUAAUGAGAAGUUUAACAAUUUAUUCUUAAACAAAAAUGCAAAUGCUGUAUUUUUAAAUAAAGUAAAAUACGAUGAAUUAAUUUUAAAAGUGAAUAAUGUGAAAACUAAAACCACAAAAAAGACUGCAGAUGAUUACCAAUUAAUUAAAAAAUACAAUGUUGUAAAUAUAUCAGGGAUUGAAAAGUUAGUAGUUCCAGUAUCCGAAGGUAAUUUAAUUAAGUAUUAUGUUUACAACGAACAAUUGUUUCAACUUCUUAAUGAAACACAUACAUCUGUGGGACAUGGAGGUAGAAACCGUAUGGAGUAUGAAUUGAACUUGAAAUAUAAAAAUAUAACAAGGGAGACUAUAAUGAUAUUUUUAAAUUGA
Molecule: messenger RNA, 381 nt
Organism: Macrosiphum euphorbiae (potato aphid)
Lineage: Eukaryota; Metazoa; Arthropoda; Insecta; Hemiptera; Aphididae
Source: the annotation of a GenBank genome assembly